AAGAUAUGACGAGGCAGAGGGAGCUAGUGGUGGAGGGAGAGCUCCUGUAGCGGAAUAGCCGAUCGGUUCUUUGGGUUAUUUUAUGAGGUGAUUACACAUCCCUCUGAACUCUGCACUGGCAGAGAGUUUUGUACCCCUUUUAUCUUUUUUAAUCUGAAGUCACCGUUUGUUUUUGGGCCAAUCGUACAGGCUUUGGUCUGUUGUUUACAACUGCACAGCAGUCACUAGCAGCUUGUUUUGCAGUACUCCUUAUAUAUAAAUUAGUAUAGAUAUUUAUUAAUUUUGUAUUAUUUCUACUUUAAGUAUGUCUGAAGUGCCUAGUUUUGUAAAUCCCUUUUCCCGACCCCGGUGUUUGGCUGCUGCAGCUCCGGCUGGGAAGGCAAAACUCACUCACCCAGGGAAAGCUAUACUGGCAGGUGGAAUUGCUGGCGGCAUUGAGAUCUGUAUCACAUUCCCCACAGAAUAUGUGAAAACACAGUUACAGCUGGAUGAGAAAGCAAACCCGCCCCGGUAUAAAGGCAUUGUUGACUGUGUGAAACAGACUGUUCAAGGUCAUGGUGUGAAGGGUCUGUAUCGAGGCCUUAGUUCAUUAUUAUAUGGCUCCAUACCAAAGGCUGCUGUCAGGUUUGGAAUGUUUGAGUUCCUGAGUAAUCAUAUGAGGGAUGAGAAAGGUGUGUUGAACAGCAAGCGAAGCUUGAUCUGUGGCUUGGGGGCUGGCGUGGCCGAGGCCGUUGUUGUGGUUUGUCCGAUGGAGACUAUUAAGGUGAAAUUCAUCCAUGACCAGUGCUCUGCGAAACCAAAGUAUCGAGGGUUCUUCCACGGAGUGAGGGAGAUCGUGCGGGAGCAAGGCCUUAAAGGAACAUAUCAGGGUUUAACAGCCACAGUCUUGAAACAAGGAUCCAAUCAAGCCAUUCGUUUCUUUGUUAUGACAUCACUGCGGAAUUGGUACAAAGGGUCUUGAGGCUGCCAAGUACAAGAGCACUUUGGACUGUGCAUAUAAAAUCAUGAAGUAUGAAGGACCCCUUGCCUUUUACAAAGGUACAAUUCCCCGACUAGGCCGUGUCUGCUUGGACGUUGCUAUUGUCUUUGUUAUUUAUGAUGAAGUUGUGAAAGUCCUAAACAAGGUGUGGAAGACGGACUGAAUAUGACCGAGGAAGGCAUGCCAGCAUUACCAAGAGAUGACCCAGUGGUGCAGGAAUGGAACCAUGAGAGGAAACAUGGAGUAAUUAUCAUCUGAAGGAAAUUUUAAGUUGACUACCGAAUAUUGCGGG
Molecule: messenger RNA, 1271 nt
Organism: Protopterus annectens (West African lungfish)
Lineage: Eukaryota; Metazoa; Chordata; Ceratodontiformes; Protopteridae
Gene: SLC25A1
Product: solute carrier family 25 member 1
Biological process (GO): mitochondrial citrate transmembrane transport
Source: RefSeq, a predicted model, not a curated record